CUAAAAGCAUGGCGGCUCCCUACUUAGCCACUCACGGCCGCCUCUCCUGGCUUGGUAGCUUGGCAAUUGCCUGCUGCCUGCUGAUGGAGGUGGCCGCCUGGGCUGGUUUAGCUCAGGCCCACGGCCUGCGCGUCGAUUACUAUAAGCACACCUGCCCUUCUGCCGAGGCAGUGGUGCGGCAGACCGUCGCCAAGGCCGUUGCUCGUGAUUCCGGCGCACCAGCCGGCCUGCUCCGGAUGCAUUUCCACGACUGCUUCGUCAGGGGUUGUGAUGCAUCUGUGCUGCUGGACUCUACACCCGGCAACACGGCCGAGAAGGAUUCUCCUAUAAACAACCCCAGCCUCAGUGGCUUCGAUGUCAUAGAUGAAGCCAAGUCCGUAUUGGAGUCGCAAUGCCCUCAGGUGGUGUCUUGCGCCGACAUCCUUGCCUUUGCAGCUCGAGAUUCCAUCCACAUCGCCGGAGGAUUUUACUAUGCGGUGCCGGCUGGGCGACGGGAUGGCCUUGUCUCCAAGGAAUCCGAUGUCGCGGAGAACAUCCCGAUGCCGUUUUUCGACGUCAAGCAAUUGGAAGAAAACUUCGCGAGAAAGGGCCUUUCUCUUGAGGACAUGGUCACGCUAUCAGGCGCACACACCAUUGGAGACUCCCACUGCUCAUUGUUCUCCGAUCGACUCUAUGACUUCAACUCCACGGGCGCUGCGGAUCCAUCCAUGGACCCCAAGUACGUGUUGUAUCUGAAAACGAAGUGUCCAGCUCCGGGCUCGUCUCAGGAUCCGACGGUGCCAUUGGACGUGACCACACCAAAAAGAGUGGAUAACAAAUACUACGUGAACCUCAAGUACCACCGUGGCCUCCUCUCGUCGGACCAAGCACUCAUGGAUAGGGCAGACACGGCCAGCAUGGUCCGUGCCAACAUCAACCGUGGCUCCAUGUGGGCCCAUAAAUUUUCUGAAUCGAUGGUGCGGAUGGGCUCAAUCGAGGUGCUCACUGGGUCGCAGGGGCAGAUCAGAAAGUCCUGCAGAGCUGUCAACUGAAGUACCAACAGGUUUUCCAUGGAGAAGGAAGCUGCAUAUAUAAUAUAUUGGUGUCGUUUUGUAGGGUUUUGCAGGAUGAUCUCUCGUCGCCCUGCACUGUUAAAAUAAAAAACUUUAUUUGCGUCUUGUAGGCUUUGCAGGAUGAUCGCUCGUCGUCCUGCUCUGUUUCAAUAAAAACUUUAUUUUCCCAUUACAAAAUGGUCGAUCCGUUCCACGCUAUACUGUGUAAU
Messenger RNA from Nymphaea colorata (pocket water lily), 1261 nucleotides. Its product is annotated as peroxidase 5-like. Gene Ontology annotation, biological process: hydrogen peroxide catabolic process; response to oxidative stress. The coding region runs from base 9 to 1031 and encodes 340 amino acids. Gene Ontology annotation, molecular function: heme binding; peroxidase activity. Gene Ontology annotation, cellular component: plant-type cell wall; plasmodesma. The record is from RefSeq and is a predicted model, not a curated record. Lineage: Eukaryota; Viridiplantae; Streptophyta; Magnoliopsida; Nymphaeales; Nymphaeaceae. The transcript has 2 exons.